This is a messenger RNA of Rhodamnia argentea, 868 nucleotides long. Its product is annotated as germin-like protein subfamily 3 member 2. Bases 35 to 703 code for a protein of 222 amino acids. The transcript has a single exon. Lineage: Eukaryota; Viridiplantae; Streptophyta; Magnoliopsida; Myrtales; Myrtaceae. Gene Ontology annotation, cellular component: cell wall. Gene Ontology annotation, molecular function: manganese ion binding. The record is from RefSeq and is a predicted model, not a curated record.
CAUAUUCUUGAGAGUGUGCAUGUAGGUGUACAAAAUGCCUCCAAAAAUGGCCGUCUUCUUACUUGUUUUUCAUCUCCUUGGCCUUCCCAUAUUUGCCUCAGACCCUGACCCCGUUCAAGACUACUGCGUACCAAACGCUAAAUUCGGUGCCGGCCGGACCCCUAGAGUCUCGGUCCUCCCGUGCAAGAACUCCUCCGACGUCACUACCGACGACUUCGUCUUCUCGGGCAUGAAGAACUUUGCAGCCAACUUCUCCGAAACCGGGCUUGCCGCCCUCUCCGUGAACCCCACACUGUUUCCGGGGCUUAACACUCUAGGCAUGUCCUUCGUGAGAGCCGACCUAAGAGUUGGCGGCAUCAACCCUCCGCACUUCCACCCCAGGGCCACCGAGAUCGCGUAUUUGGUGCGAGGGAGAGUGUACUCGGGGUUCGUCGACUCGUCGAACCGGGUUUUCGCUAGGGUUAUCGAGGGAGGCGAGGUGAUGUUGUAUCCAAGGGGUCUAGUGCACUUCCAAAUGAACGUUGGCAACAAGCCGGCGACCAUUUUCGGGAGCUUCAAUAGCCAGAAUGCCGGAACGCAGAAAAUUCCGGCAACCAUCUUUGGAUCCGGCAUAAAGAGUGAGCUUCUUGAGAAGGCAUUCGGGUUGAGUCCCAGACAGAUAGGGCAGAUGAGAAGGAAGUUCGACCCCAAAACCACAAGGUAAUUGAUGUUGCGAUCAGUGGACGACAAAGUUGUAUGAUCUGUUUCGGGUUUUUAUUUACUUCUGAUAUACAUAUGAUAUGUUCAUGUUGGAUGGUACAUCAUCGCGCUGUUUAAGACAAAAUCCCAUUACUAUUUAUAGUUGGUUAUGUGAAUGUACACACUUACA